Messenger RNA from Dimorphilus gyrociliatus, 448 nucleotides. The record is from the annotation of a GenBank genome assembly. Lineage: Eukaryota; Metazoa; Annelida; Polychaeta; Dinophilidae.
ACUUUCGUCUAGAAUUUUAAAAAUGGCGGUUUGUGUUGCUGUAAUAUCAAAAGAGAACUCGCCAUUGUUUAUAAAAACAAACUCGAAUGAAAAUGAGUUAAAUUUUCAUUUCACAGUUCAUACAUCAUUAGACGUUGUUGAAGAAAAAAUAUCCCCUGGAGCAGGUGCUAAUAAAAAUAAUGAUACAAGAGAGUUAUAUCUUGGUUUAUUAUAUCCUACAGAAGAUUAUCGAGUGUAUGGCUAUGUCACAAAUACUAAAAUAAAAUUUGUAAUUGUUGUCGAAUCUUCAAAUACAACUUUAAGAGACAACGAAAUUAGAUCUAUGUUUAGGAAAUUACAUUCUGCUUAUGUAGACAUGGUUUGUAAUCCUUUCUACGAACCAGGGCAAACAAUUAAUUCAAAGUCGUUCGAUACAAUUGUGAAGUCAAUGAUGAUACAAGAAAUGUAA